Molecule: messenger RNA, 781 nt
Organism: Notodromas monacha
Lineage: Eukaryota; Metazoa; Arthropoda; Ostracoda; Podocopida; Cyprididae
Source: the annotation of a GenBank genome assembly
UUUCUUGUCCUUUUUUGGAAGAGAGGAACUGGUUUUUUUUUAUUGUUGUUCACUUCAACCCCCGGUCGGAUUUCAAAUGGCCGCGACAGUGUGACUCUCCUAAGUAACCAGUCGCUGAAACGUUACAUUCUUCAGCAAUAUCCUAAACCCCCCACCCCAGUGAAGGAAGAUGGCGUCGACAGCGUCAGCCAUUUCCCCGUCGAUUUUCGGCCAUCUCGCAGCAGCAGCGGUGUCCUCAGCUGCUGCCAUGUCUGGCAAUCCUUUCGUAGGGGGUGCCAAUUCACCCCUGAUGUUCCUGCCAACUAGUGCCACUGCUUCUGUGGUGUCUUCCAGCUUGGCAGAUGCUCCUCCAUCACCACCUGACCUUCUGCACCACCAGCCACAAAUGUUGCCACUGGACUGGUCCUUUAAAGUCAAACGGGAAAGGGCACAGUCACCAAAUGGUAGUGCAUUAGGUGGCAAACGUCUCAAGAGAGAAGUGGUCAGUCCUGCAGGUGUUGGCCUGAACAACUCUCUAUCAUCCCCACUACCCACUUCCACUGUGGUUGAUGGUGACCACACUGCUUCAUCCUCAUCUCCUGGCCUGACUAACUUGGCAGGUGGUGCCAGUGGUGCAGGUGAUGUUGCUGACAGGAGACUCAGUCUCCCAGUGGAGAUUUGCAUUGUCUGUGGUGACAGGGCUUCUGUUGUGCGUGUUCCGCGUUUUCCAACUUCCUUGUCCUGUCCUGACCUGGGGCCUCACUGGCAACCCGAGGAAGACGUGGGGGGCACUCGGAAUUAG